Molecule: messenger RNA, 1545 nt
Organism: Peronospora belbahrii
Lineage: Eukaryota; Oomycota; Peronosporomycetes; Peronosporales; Peronosporaceae
Source: the annotation of a GenBank genome assembly
AUGAAUGGCAUUAUCUCAAAUGUUCCAGCACUUCCUGACGUUUCUAAGCAAGACACACAUGCCGAUGUUAAGGCACUCUGCACUAGCUUUGCCACAGGCGCUACCAAGGACGUGGAGACACGUAAGUCUCUCCUUAAAGCAUUGCAGCGUCUUGUGAACGAGAACGAGGCAACUAUCAAUGAGGCCGUGUGGAAGGACUUGCACAAGCAUCCAUUGGAACUAUUAGCUACGGAAUUAUCGCUAGUAAAGUUCGAGAUCCAGAAUUACCUCGACUACAUGGACGACUGGGCAAAACCUACUCUCAAACCCACAAACAUCCUAAAUCUCCCAGGAUUGUCCUAUGUUAGACCCGAACCUUUGGGUGUUGUGUGCGUCAUAAGUACAUGGAACUAUCCGAUCAACCUGUUGCUGAUGCCAUUGGUGGCAGCUGUAGGAGCGGGUAACUGUGUGCUCGUGAGACUGCCAGGAGAUGACACCACACGGUAUUUGAAUAAUGUGUUGGUUCGAUUAUUUGAUGAAUACAUGGAUAAACGCUACGUGCGCGUGGUAUAUGGAGGAGUGGAGGAGACCAGGAAAAUGCUGCAAGAACGUUUUGACCUUGUCUUUGCCACGGGCGGCAAAUUCUUGGGCAAUAUUGUGGCUCAGGCUGCGGCACAGCACUUGACACCAACGGUGUUGGAGUUGGGAGGUAAAUCACCAUGUAUUGUUGACGACACAGCUGAUUUAAAUCUAUCUGCAAAGCGCAUUGCAUGGGGUGCUUUUAUUAAUGCUGGACAAACCUGUGUUCGUCCGGACUAUGUGCUUGUGGACAUAAAAGUGGGAGAUCGGUUUGUUGACUUGCUUAUAAAGGAAAUAGCACUGCAGUACGGCGAUACUAACGUGAAGGAGUCAGCUAGCUAUGGCCGUGUGAUUAAUAAACGCAUGUACGACCGCUUGGCGUGCAUUUUGGAUAAAGACCGCAAAUCUGUGACAUAUGGUGGUGAGACCGACGACAAACAGCGCUUUAUUUCACCUACGCUCUUGAAUUUCCGCACAGAACAUAGCUUGUUCGUGUCGAGCGCUUCGAUGAGUGAGGAAAUCUUUGGUCCGCUCUUGCCGAUCUAUUACUACGGCGAUGGUAAUUUGGAUGAGCCGAUUAGCUUUGUCGCUGCGCGAGAAAAGCCACUUGCACUGUACUACUUUAGCUCGGAUGGCAAGAACAAGGAGCGCCUAGUGAAUGAGACGUCGGCCGGCAGCAUGGUUAUCAAUGAUGUUAUGAUGCAAUUGACGAAUUUGAACGUGCCUUUUGGAGGUGUGGGUAAAUCUGGUAUGGGAGCUUACCAUGGUUACUAUGGUUUUAUAACCUUUUCGCAUAACAAGACGGUAUUAUACAAGAAUGGUAUAUUAGACCUUCCGCAGCGCUACCCUCCAUACACGCUGACCAAGAAGCGCAUUUUGGACCUUAUUACAUACCCAUUUACCCGCUUCCACAUGCGGCUGCUCACGUCGCUUGGCUUCGCUGCAAUACUUGCAAUCAUAGCGGUACUUAUCACGUAUUCUGUCUAA